AACCGAAUGCUGGGCGGUUUUGAUAUUAGAUUCAAAUUAGUGUACUUAAUUGUUGGGCUCACGGCCGAACUCGGUCACAGUGUGGGAUACAGGUGGCGAAUAGCAAAGCUACCACAAAACGCACUUCUUACGUAACAAAUCUCGUGUAAGUCCUUAUUCAGAUAUACYGAUAACAAUUGUAUAAAAUGMACACAUAAAAGAAGAGAGAUGUUAAGGAAAAUUAAUCUCCAAUUUCUAGACKYACRCAAGUUGAAAACAACACCUCUUAUCGACACGAUUCCAUAAAAGUUUAAUAUCGUUGCACMAUUUGUUGUUAAAAGAUAGGAUUUGUGGCUUAUUACUUUUUAGGGGGGSCAUUGUUUUGUGAUAAUUAUUACUAGAAACCUGUGGUGAGGCAAGGACUUUUAUUACAGUUACUGCAAUACCAWUGAUUAGUUCAUUGUGAAGUGAGUGAUGAAUACACUGUCGUUAAGAUCUCUAACUGGAGAAAAUCCACGAGUCUUAAAUACAAUGGUGAUCUUUGUGGUCUUCUUGGCGUCCGCUUUCGCUAUCUCCCAGUCCUCUAACGAACAAAUACUGCUGAACACCCUGAUGGCAAACUAUAACAAAGACGCGUACCCAGUCCCUGACGCUCACAAAAAUAUGAGCAGAGUUCGYUUUAGUUUGGAACUCGUUCAACUCGUUAAUGUGGAUGACAAGAAUCAAAUCAUAACGACAAAUGUUUGGGUUCGACAGCAUUGGAACAAUUAUCUAUUAAGAUGGGAUCCUGCUAAAUAUGGUGGAGUUAAAAGAGUGCGUAUUGACCCAAGCAAAGUAUGGAUUCCUGACAUUGUCCUAUAUAACAGUGCAGACAGUGAGUUCAGCGGUGGCCUUGAAAAAUACAAAACACGAGUGAUCAUGAACUACAAUGGAGGUCAUUCCUGGUACAGUCCAGCGUCUUUUCGAAGUACUUGUCAAAUUGACGUCACUUUCUUCCCAUUUGACCAACAAACCUGUUUCAUGAAGUUUGGUUCCUGGACAUUUGAAACCAUUGACCUGGACAUUUUUGUCGAUAAUUCUCCUUUACAUUCUAAGCAAUACGUUAAGAGUGCAGAGUGGGACCUGAUUGGUGCAAGUAGGACGAGGAAUGUUGAGCACUAUGCGUGCUGUAAGUAUCCUUUCUCCGACGUGACSAUUGAAUUUGUGUUUAGAAGAAAGCCACUCUUCUACAUGUUCAACUUGAUUAUUCCAUGUAUGAUUAUAACUGGAAUGGUAUUACUUGGAUUUUUCGUACCACCAGAGUCCGGUGAGAGGAUUACGCUUAGUAUCACYGUGCUUCUUGCUAUGGCGGUUUUCUUGCAACUCGCUGCUCAAAACUUACCCAGAAACUCCGAAAACGUUCCAAUCCUUGGGRUAUUCUACAUUACUGUCAUGGCUGAGGUAGCCCUAUCGCUUAUUGCUACAUGUUAUGUCCUUCAUAUUCACCAUAUGAAUUCUGGCAUCGCACUAGUGCCAGUUCCUCAAUGGGUACAGCAUUAUAUUCUAGGCUGGGUCGGGAAGAUACUUGGGGUUAAAAGACCAAUUUCGGAGGAUAAAUACGACAUUUCUACCAAGAAAACAUUCAAAMGAAUWUCUGUAAUGAAGAAAGAUCUUGAGCGUCGACUGGGUAGCAGCAAACGACGUCUUAUUGGUAACGGACAGGAAGCUAAUCAAGAUUACGAAGAGACUGAACUAACAGACCGGAAUACUACUCCUCCGUGCGCAUGUCAAAAUAAAGACAAACCGAAGGACUCAUUCGGUGAAAAUACUAGUCAAGGUGUUAUGGUAUUAGCUGAUGACGUUAAACAUCGACGAUUGAUCGAGAAGAAUAAAGAGGAAUGGCGAUAUCUUGCUAUGGUCCUCGACAGACUUUUCUUUUGGUUGUUUGUUAUCAUGAUUAUACUUUCUUCUUCGAUAAUCUUGAGAACUCCUGGAAGACCUUUCUAAUCAAGUCUCCUUGGUACCAAAGGGAGCAAUACACAGGAGCACACUUCACUGAAUCGCAGAGGUUAUUUUUUACACAGAAGCCAUGAAAAUUUUGUUCGGCGGAWYGAAUUGUCUGUGAUAUGAAAGAGGAUGUAGUWCUGUGCGUAUAAUUGGAAAAAAGUGUAUUGUUAUCUAUUAUAACAAAAUAUCAACAUACUCGCAGUUUUCCUGCUAUAAUUUUGCGCAUAUCAAAUGUUUAAUAAUGUAGGUGUCCAGCACUACAGAGGCCGAAAUGAAGAGGUGGUCGUAAUAUGGAGGUGCUAAUUUAAUGCAAUUAAUAUGGACCGAUAUCGAAUUCGUUGGCAAAAAAUGAAAGAAAUGUGGUUAUUGGUAGUUUUGUCAUUUUGUUUCUCUUUUCGAUUUUCUCAUUCUUCUAUUCGUCCCAUUCUAUUUCAUGUUUUCACUWAUUAAAACCAUUCUAUGCACUUUGACAGUACGUUUGGCUUUAAUUUUACUCAGGCAACGAUGGAAUUCUAAUUAAUGUCGACAUAGCUGUCAGAAGUUGAAUUCAGACUAGUCCUAACCUUCCAGAGGCUAUGUCAGCCAACGCAACGCGGUGGUUUUCAGACCCUACAUGAUUAAAAUUCUUGUGUGGGCGAACUCUCUUGGUGUCUAUGAUGUCUAUGACAAUCGGAUUUAAAAGCUAACGGAACCAAUACCAUAUAUAGUCAUGUGUCACUUGACUACGUUACCGCAUUACGUCACGAAACCCUCCUGACGUCAUCGCGUGACAUGUUUUCAUUCAGUACRUGAGGGGAUUUAAAUGGGCUCGUUAAAGAGCUAUUGAUAAGAUACAAUGCGUUGUGUAAAAGCAGUAGUUUUGAUCCUUCUGUCAAUAAAAUCCAUGUUGUUA
Exaiptasia diaphana is the source of this 2857-nucleotide messenger RNA. Its product is annotated as neuronal acetylcholine receptor subunit alpha-4. Gene Ontology annotation, molecular function: acetylcholine-gated monoatomic cation-selective channel activity; transmembrane signaling receptor activity. Gene Ontology annotation, biological process: signal transduction; chemical synaptic transmission; monoatomic ion transmembrane transport. The coding region runs from base 454 to 1965 and encodes 503 amino acids. Lineage: Eukaryota; Metazoa; Cnidaria; Anthozoa; Actiniaria; Aiptasiidae. Gene Ontology annotation, cellular component: neuron projection; postsynaptic membrane; synapse. The transcript has 6 exons. The record is from RefSeq and is a predicted model, not a curated record.